AUGGAGAGCCAUAACAUACCGCGCUACAAACCUGUGGAGAAGACCGAAGAAGCGCGACAGCAGGAGCAGCGAAAGAUAGAAGAAUACAAAUCCUUAGAACACGAAGUAUCUCAAAAGGUCUCCGAACAUGUCUACACGCCUGACACUCUGAAGAAGAUCUCUGAUCUGCUGGGUCGCAACCCAGAAUACUAUACAGUCUGGAAUUACCGGCGACAAGUCAUGCGGCACCAGUUCUCGGCCUCAGACGUUGACUCCAAGGGCACCGAAGACAAAACCGCGCAGCCUGUUGUACAACUGAUUCAACAAGAUUUAAUGUUUCUUAUCCCACUACUGCGGAGUUUCCCCAAAUGUUACUGGAUCUGGAACUACCGCCUCUGGCUACUGGCCGAAGCCCAGCGACUUUUACCCCUUCCAGAUGCCCGCAAGCUAUGGCAAGAAGAGCUUGGGUUAGUGAGCAAGAUGCUGUCGCUCGACAGCCGUAAUUUCCACGGAUGGGGUUACCGCCGUCGCGUUGUGGAAACCUUGAGGCAAUUAGGAUCCCCGGAGGAGGCGGCCAGCAUGACCAAGCAGGAAUUCGAGUAUGCGAGGAAGAAGAUCGAUGCCGAUCUCUCCAACUUUUCCGCGUGGCACUAUCGCACAAAGCUGAUCCAGCGGCUCUUGGAUGAGAAAUCAGCUACCGAUGACGAGCGGAGGAAAAUGCUAGACGAUGAGCUGGAGCUCAUCCAUCAGGCUUUGUUUGACCCGGACGACCAGUCGAUAUGGUUUUACCAUCAAAAUCUCAUGUGCGUGUUUGAUCCAUCGGUCGCGCAUCGGACCAUGGCUCCCCACUUGAGCACGCCAGAACGACUUCAGUACCUCCAGCAGGAGAUUGAGCUCAUUGAAGAGAUGCUGGAUGGAGCAGAAAAGUGCAAAUACAUCUACCAGUCUCUUAUCGAAUGUACGUUGCUCGUAUCCAAGAUCACGGGGAAUUUGUCUGCCGAGGAUCACGAGCGGAUUGUCAGCUGGCUCUCUGAAUUGAAGCAAUGUGACCCACUACGGCAACAACGGUGGCUGGAUUUUGAACGUGCAUUACAAUCGAAUGCAUGA
Penicillium chermesinum is the source of this 1086-nucleotide messenger RNA. Its product is annotated as Rab geranylgeranyltransferase BET4. The transcript has 4 exons. NCBI's taxonomy places the organism in Eukaryota, Fungi, Ascomycota, Eurotiomycetes, Eurotiales, Aspergillaceae. Gene Ontology annotation, molecular function: Rab geranylgeranyltransferase activity. Gene Ontology annotation, biological process: protein geranylgeranylation. The coding region runs from base 1 to 1086 and encodes 361 amino acids. The record is from RefSeq and is a predicted model, not a curated record. Gene Ontology annotation, cellular component: Rab-protein geranylgeranyltransferase complex; cytoplasm.